ACGGCUGUCCGGACACAGACGCUCACAAACGGCUGACUAGCUGAAUCCGCGCUCUUUCAGUCGCACUUUAAUUCCCACUGUAAUGAACGCGGGGUGUUAACAUGGAGGACUCAGUCUGUGGCUGUGAGGGUGAACACGAGUCCAGACCUUUUGUCAUUUAAACAUGGAAACUAAAAGGAAGCAGCGGUUGACAGAUCGGCGCAUAACGGAAGAAUGGACGAUGUGAAAACUGGCCCAAACCGGGACUGAGUCUCCUGUCCGUGUCUCCCCCGGCUUCAUGUCGCCCUCCUCCCCUUGCCAGAUGCCUCCGCGGGGCACUGGAGGCUACAAGCCGGCACCGGUGUCCCCUGCUCCGCCCGUCCCACCGAGGAGGGUCCGGAGCCGGGACAGGGGCUCCGGCAGGACGCGGCGGUCAGGGGCAGGGUCAGCGGGAGCCGGAGCCGCGGAGAGGCGGGUGAAGUGUGUGCUGGUGGGGGACGGAGCUGUGGGGAAAACCAGCCUGGUGGUCAGCUACACCACCAACGGCUAUCCCACCGAGUACAUCCCGACCGCGUUUGACAACUUCUCAGCGGUGGUAUCAGUGGACGGGCAGCCAGUCAAACUACAACUGUGUGACACCGCCGGACAGGAUGAGUUCGACAAGCUGCGGCCUCUGUGUUACACCAGCGCGGAUGUGUUCCUGCUGUGCUUCAGUGUCGUCAGUCCCGCCUCCUUCCAGAACGUUCCCGAGAAGUGGGUUCCGGAGAUCCGGAGACACGCUCCGGCCGCUCCGCUCGUCCUCGUCGGGACGCAGUGCGACCUCCGAGAAGACGUCAAGGUUCUCAUUGACCUGGCUAAGUACCGGGAGCGACCUGUGGACCCAGCAGAUGCCCGGGACUGCGCGGUGGAGAUUGGAGCUGUGGCCUACAUGGAGUGCUCUUCGCUGACCCAAAAGAAUUUGAAAGAAGUGUUUGACACGGCCAUACUGGCCAGCCUGCAGAACUGCAGCUCCCAUAAGCACCCAAGAGGGAAACAGAAACGACGGAAAAAGCAGAGGCAGACACCGGACAAGAUGAAGAGUCUGUCCAAGUCAUGGUGGAAAAGGUACUGCUGUGUGGCCUAGAGCAGACCAAUUGUGAUCAGUUUGGGUCUAGAUGUCUAAGACUGAUCCUCUGUUGACUUUAUCCUGGUCUGCAUUCAGCUGGGUCUGGGUUCUGCCUGGAGUGGAUUUCCAGUAUAGGUUUCUCUCUAAUGGAGCCUGAUGUGGAGCAGGGCCUCAACUGGAAGUAAGACUGCCACGGAUCUAAAAUGUUUUCCUUUUUGUUUUUGCUCAGAGAGGAGUUUUAAUCUUAUCGUGGAUGAGAUUUCCUACUGAGCCCGGCCUGGUUCGAGCAGAAACUGCUCUGAGAAUACAGCUGUUCUGAAUCUUAGCCUGCCUCCAGUUUGAGCCCUCUGCAGGACCAGGUCCUCCUGCUUCCCCUGGAGUUAAAACAGGUUUGAACCAAAACUGUUGCGGGACUAGCAAAAGACCCUCUCUACGUCAUUGUACAGGGGACAAUGUUGUUUAUAAUGAGAGCAGUCCAGAUUUAAACAAGAACAGAGACUUUGAUUUUCUCACCUGUGUUUAACACAUACGUGUGUUUAGUCUGGUGUUCUGGUAAAACCAUCACAGAGUAUGGAUUCAUGUUGCCUUGAUCUGUCGGAGUCUCUGCAGACUCUGCUUGUUACUGUAAGUGACUUCAGUGAAACUGCAUCUAAACUCGGUCCUUAUUACAACUUGUUUCUAACUUCAGUCUGGUUUCAUGUUUUGAUUAGAAACCAAACUUUGUCCUUUUUUACGUGUGAAACAAAGAUUUUGGAUUUUCUGACCCAGACAUGAUCACUGAACAUAAUUUAAGUCAGAACUUAGUCAUAAUUCUUCAUUUUAGAGCUAUCUUUUAUAACUGGGAUAGUUAUUGUUCUAAUAACAGAGCUUCCUUUAUUAAGCAACUAGUAAUUUUAUCCUGGUCACAUGCACAGUGUGCUGUGGUGCAGCCUAUAAAUCUAAUCUGAAACCCAGAUCACGAUUAACUUUUACUUUAGUCGCCAUCUGAACUAUUUUUUUGAAAAUAGGUCUGGCUUGGUUUUUAUUGUGGUUUUCCUCAUGUCCUGCCACUGUUUGGCCCAGAAUGAAGCCAGACAGUGAAUGAGCUUGGUGAGGCUCAGCCUUUAGACUCAUAUCAUGUCUUAUGUGAAAGAGAACUAAUGCCAAUGUCUUUUUUCCCUCAUGUGGCCAAAAAGACAUUCUUGUCUUAAUCAAAAAUUACACCUUCUUAUUUUUUCUCUUCAGUGAGAUUUCCAAAAAUAAUUGGAAAAUAAUACCGACCACAUAUCCCCGUAGCAAAAGAUGCUGAACAAUGAAGCAAGACAUAAAAACAAAGCAUUGUUCUGUAAAAGCAUGUUGUACGUACGUACAGUAUCGUCCUCAUCUGUCCCACAUUAGUACUGAAGAACUCCACAGUCUGUGCUGUAUUAAUGAGGUUUGAUUGAACUGUUCUGGUGGACUGCAGAGAGACACUUCGGGCAUGUGGACAUUUUGUAGUUUUAAUAUUUUUGCUAUCUUCAUCACAUUGUUCCUUUGCUCAGUAUAGUAGCCAAGUGGCGUCUGUAGAGGAGGCAGAGAAAGAUUCAGUCUAAAACUGAACAUACCAGAACGUUCAUCCUGCUAACUAGUAACUUGCAUCUGCAGGCACAAGUUGCACUUGCAAGGCAGACAAAUGCUCCUAUGCAUCUGAAAUAUGGUUUCAGAUAUUUGUACUGCUUUACGUGUGUUUGAUUUAUCUUUCCAGACACUUCAACAGCCUUAAGUGCGAGCACUUAACAGAGUUAGAUUAACCAAGUGCCCUUUCCGUGCAUUUGAAUUUACAAAAUGGACGCAGCUAUUUGUUAGUUUUGCAGCAAGAAAAUAACUCAGAACAAACAGAAAAAACAAACAUGGGUUUAUCUCUUAGCUUUUGUGUAUCUAAGACUGUGAAGUUUGACAUUGAGUCUUCAUGUUUGCUGCUCUGCAUUUGUUCCCUUUACCCUCUAUUACAGUGGUAAGCAUUGAUCAUUUCUUCUGUUCUGCCCCCGCAGCCUGUUCUCCCUCCAAUAGAUUAAGUUGUGUAUGUUGUAAAGCAGAAAUAAAAAGGCAAACUACACAAAUUGUGUGGCUGUCAAACACUUAACUGCCACACCUUCCUUUGUACAUUGUAGUUACUAAAACAAGAAGAAAAACCAAUAAUUCACAGCUAUUUCUCUACAGUGGGUCUGAAUGGCUCUUUGUAUUAGAGUCACUGCAGCAGAAAGGGAAAAGGGUGCAACCCAUGUGCAGGCUGUAAUGGAUUCAAUGCAAAUCUGCCAUUAAUUAGUGCAUGUGCAACAUAAUCAUUCAUACUGAUCGGACAUAAACACAAAGAAUGAUUUUCACUCUUGCAUUUCUUAGCCCUAACUAUGACCCAAACCCCUGUCCUGACCAAGUCUCACUACUAACCCAAAGGCUUGUUGGACUGCAUCACUUGACAAACAAUACACUCUGCUGCUUUUGUUUUGUUCUAUCUAAUUCACACCAGCUUUAGUAAAUCCCAGUUAUGUGAAACCCUGUUCAUUAAAGUUUGUUUUUUCUGAUCUAUUGUCCUGAAGAGCUGGCUAGCAUUGCAUUUUUAUAGCGUGAGCUUCAAAGUCAGUUUUCUACUGGUGUGAAAUGGACUGAGCUGUGGUGUGCCUUGUAAUUUAGUGGAUAAUAACUAUUCUUAAAUUGAACUGCACUGUGAAGAAAAUGUGUUAAGAGACACACAUACUAUAACAUCUAAGCUGAUUCUAGCAAACUAAACGUUCACAGUCUGGCAUUCAUGCAGUGUUUUCUGUCUGCCAGAACUUGUACAAUCAUAGUAGAGGAUUUGUACGAUCCUAUAGACAUCUGUGGAAUAUUAAUAUUCCCAACACCCGAUUACCCAAUUAAUUAACUUCUCUCUUUUAAACACUUCAAUUAUGCACUACUAAGCGUCUCAAGACACUGAACGCAACUACAGCGUGAUACAUCAUCGCUUCCUACCAGACUCCUCUGCAAAGAUGUCUGUGUGUAAACCAAACUCACCUGCUGACUUUUCUACAGCCUGGCUACAAGAUGUGUAUGAGCAUGUGCAUGUACAGAGUUGUUCUAUAAGAGGAAUCUCAGAACUUCAUCUGAAAUGUGUCUCAACUCAUGCUGAGCUCAGGCUCGAGUGUAAAACUGUGACUCCUGAUUUGAAGACUGCUGGAGCUGCUCGGUAGUUUUCUGCUGAAGAUGUUACAACUGCGGCUGAAUGGGUUCACUGUGUCGAUGUUUUAGCUACUCAACAAACGCAUUGUUUCUUGCUGGGGAAAAGGCAUAAUAAGUUGCUUGUCUUGCUGUUUGUGUGCAGUUUUGGCUGAUGGUGGAUUUAAGUAGGGUAAAGGUCAGGCAGACCUUUAUGAUAGCUGGCAUUUCCCCUGUCAGGUCACUUACAUUUAUGGAGAGCGUAGCAAGUUUCCAUCGGGGGGGGGGGGGGGGGGGGGGGGGGGCAUGCAGCAUGCAUUUAUACUGAGAUAACUAUAAACCUGCAUUAAUCUAUUACUGUUUAAAUGUAUAUUUAAAAAAUUCUAUCCAUUAUUUAUGUUAUGUAAGUAAAUAACAUUGUGCUUCUGACCAGGAUUGAAGAUGACUCCAUCUUUGUUUUGGGUCUCAGCUCUUGGGGCCUAUAAGAAAUCAAGCAAUGUGCUAAAAUCCUUAAAACAACUUCAUGUAACUUUUCCUUAACAGCAUCCACUCAGGCCAUUAGUGAUAAUGUCACAUGCAUAAACACAUUUUAACAGUAACACAAGCAGAGAGGAGUCAGAGCGUCAGCUGACUCAGCGAUGUUAGCUAUACAGCAAGUCAGCAAACGUAAACCGACAAAAGCAAAAGGUCAUGCCAGACCAAGUAAGGCUGUGCCAUGUAAACUCCUGACUCUACUGAAUUGGAAAAUGGUGCGUUUUUUCUUAUGAAUUCAACUUGUACUUUUUUACUUCAUGUGUAAAAGCCAGAUUGUGUCAUGUCUUCUUUCCAAAGUUACGUAGUUCUGCUUUAAUGUUUUAGCUGGUUUUCAGAAGCCAGAAGAGGUUGGUUGAUCCACAGCAGUGAAUGUCCUGUGUGACAGAUGAAUGGCGUUGUAAUGUUGAACAGAUGGGUCUCUGAAAGUGAACUAUAGUGCUGAAAGACAUUCAGGGAAGAGACGAGACGGUGACUGUCCACCAUGCAGUCAGAGUGUUUAGCUGAAGGUUAGACAGAAAUGCUGAGGACAGGUGCAAAGUGUGGAUGGGAUUUUUUGCUACUGGACAAUAUGAGUGUGACACGCUGUGUGAGGUACAAAAGAGAAAAGUGGACUGAACAUAACACAGUCCUACUGCCAUUUAUUUUUACAGACGAUGCAUAAAAAUGAGUGACUCUGACUCAAAUACAAGAUGUCAGUAAGCAGUCAACAUGAGUCUGGAGUCAAAAUGAAACUGCUCCUGCAUGUGAACGGCCUCAGAUUACUGUAAGCAAGUCAGCUUUCAGUCAUUUUAGACAUAUAUUCCUAAAUGUUGAUUGCACAAGAACAUCCCAUAAAGUUCAGUGAGUUUGAACAAAAGCAGAGGUCCUGGGGAAACGGACAGAGCGGCUCACUCUUGAGAUUUACCCACUAAAGCACACCUGAGCUCACUCACAUGGGACACCAGCUGAAAACCAACCAGCUCAGCCUGUGGGACACAUUACUGUGCUUUUUAUUCGCCCUGCAUGCAAAAAUUUCUCAGAAAAAAAAAUUCUUGUAUUCUCUGUUUAACAGAGGAUGUCAAUCACAGAAGGAUGUGUUUGUACAGAAGUUUUAUACUGUGAGAAAUAAAGAAUAUUUGGUAUAAUACCUGCUGUGCUUUGUUGAUUUUGAGGCUCGGCGCUCGCUGGUGGGAUUGGGAACGCGUAUAUUUAAAUAUAGUAC
Messenger RNA from Chelmon rostratus (copperband butterflyfish), 5969 nucleotides. RefSeq names its product rho-related GTP-binding protein RhoU-like. Gene Ontology annotation, biological process: small GTPase-mediated signal transduction. Gene Ontology annotation, molecular function: GTPase activity; GTP binding. Lineage: Eukaryota; Metazoa; Chordata; Actinopteri; Chaetodontiformes; Chaetodontidae. Bases 278 to 1102 code for a protein of 274 amino acids. The record is from RefSeq and is a predicted model, not a curated record. The transcript has 4 exons.